This is a messenger RNA of Enterobius vermicularis (human pinworm), 237 nucleotides long. Lineage: Eukaryota; Metazoa; Nematoda; Chromadorea; Rhabditida; Oxyuridae. The record is from the annotation of a GenBank genome assembly.
AUGGGUAAUAUUGUGCUCAACAGGCAGGCAGCCAACCAGCCAACCAAACUCAGCAAGCAGGCAGUUCUUAUUGUUGAGGGGAGGCUUUGGGAACGUUGUGUUAUCGAAGUCGGUUGUGCGGGUAUUAGUCAGUCGUCAAUUAGUGUUUGUACGUAUGUGUGUGCAUCAGCAGUGUUUGGUAUCUUAAUUAGAUUUUUUGAGGAGAGUUUUAAGGACUGGUCUUUGGCGCAGAAAUAA